AUGUCCCGUGCUCCCGCAGCUCCAUGCAGGAUGCUUCAAACUUGUGCUUGUGGCGGAGUGCAUAGUGGAGGGCCUGCCUGCGCAUGCCCGAGUACGGUCGGCGCCUCCUCCGCGCUGAGCUCUCCGGCCUCGGGUCCGGCUCCAACACCGGGAGACCCUGAGAGGCCAGGGGACUCCUCAGAUGACAUCUUGGACCGCUUCGAGCAGUGGGAGGAGUGGGAUGCUUCGACACCGCUUUGGAAGCAUGCUGCAGCCGGGAGUUGUGCUGGUGUCAUGGAGCACAUUGGCAUGUACCCGCUCGACACUGUGAAGACACAUAUGCAGGCACUGCGCCCGGGCGGCACGCGAACCCUUUCCAGCGUCGUGCAGAGCAUCGUUGCGGAGAGUGGGGGUUACGGCUUCAUGCGCGGCGCCUCCUCCAUCGUCAUAGGCUGUGUGCCCGCCCACAUCGCUCUGUUCACGAGCUACGAAUACGUCAAGGGGCGGAUCCUCAGCGACGACAAUGGCCAUGAGCCAGCUCGGGCAGCGCUUUGCGGUGCCUCUGCUACGCUUUGCCAUGAUGCCAUCCUCACUCCCAUGGACGUCGUGAAGCAGCGCAUGCAGUUGGGCUGCUACCGGAAUGUAGGCUUGAGCCUUAUCCAGCGGGUUUGGGAAAAGGUUGUGUAA
Symbiodinium natans is the source of this 666-nucleotide messenger RNA. Lineage: Eukaryota; Dinophyceae; Suessiales; Symbiodiniaceae. The record is from the annotation of a GenBank genome assembly.